AUGAUACCGGCACGGCCAGGGGCGGCGACGGGAAGUGAACUAGGCCAGGGAGGGGCACCGGCGCGUGUGGCGGGGUCAGGCGGGCCCUACCAGCGGGCUCUAGGGGGCGGCAGACAGCAGCUCUCACCGGUAGCGGCACGGGCCGUGGCCAGGCUUCGGUGUUUUGGGUGUGGCGAAAUGGGCCAUCGCCAGGCGGUCUGUCCGAAGGGUGCGGCGACACGGGCCUUAUUUACGGAGGAUGUGGGAGACUAUGUCACCGGCGAGGAUUAUCUUGGCUCGAGAUUGAAGGCUGCAGCUAGCUCGAGUCCGGCUUGGGAGUGCAGGCUGCAGCUUGGUCAAGACUUGUAA
This is a messenger RNA of Striga asiatica, 348 nucleotides long. The record is from the annotation of a GenBank genome assembly. Lineage: Eukaryota; Viridiplantae; Streptophyta; Magnoliopsida; Lamiales; Orobanchaceae.